AUGCCGGUCAAUCUAGGGCGGCUCAAGGAAUUGAUCCUGAAAAGAGCAAGAACAACGAGAAACAAAAAGCGACAAACAGCCGAUUGCAAGGCAAGACAAAGAAAAGAAAGAUCAAGGCAGACAAGAAAGACGAGGCCGAGGGAAUCCUUGGGCCAGGACGUGAGGCAGAAUAAUAAACUCGAGGCUGGCAUCGAGGGACCGGCCGGUGUUGACCCGCGGGACACUGCCGUCGCCGGGGCAACGGGCAGAAGAUCGCCCGAUCCCGCGCCCGGGCGACAUGUGACUGGUCAAGGGCGCCAUCCCCCAUCGGGCUUAGCGCCGCUGCCCUUACUCCGCGUCUUGGCGUUUGCUCCUUGCCGAUCCAAGCUAAUUUUUUUUGUCCGAUCCUCAGCCAUCCCUAUCGCCUCGACAGUUCCUCUGCGGCCUGGCAGCAUGUUCGUCUCCAGGUCUGUCUGUCGGUUCUCGCGGUCCGUGGUGUCUCUGCGGAUGCGUCGAAAGGCUGCGAGGAUGAUGCUGUCGCCCGAUGUCGCCAAAGCCGAUCUGAAGCGGGAAAAGCGGGCUCGCAGCGAGCAAGGCCCAUGGGGGAAUCUCAACCAGACAGAGGCUGACAUCCGUGGAGAGCCCAGGGCCCGGUCCCAAGCGGAGAUCAAGCGGGCUACGAGGGGACGAGAGGAGGAGUCGGAGAAUAAAGAGUCACCUCUAUACAAAGCGCUCAAGAUGCAGACGGCACUGGCGCCCAUGAACUACGGCCUGAGGAUGGCCAUCAAGGAACGGAUUGCGAACAUCACCAGUUUUGACCAGUUUUCUCUCCUGCCGGUUGUGCGAGAUUCGAUCUUUACCCAGGCGCUGCCCGGCCUCGUCGACGUCACUCCCUCCCCCAUCCAGCGUGUUGCAAUUCCAGCAUUACUGGAGACGGUUGACAAGAAAAAGAAAGUGGAAGACGCGGAGGAGGGAGAGCCGACAUACCGUCAAUACCUCCUGGCGGCGGAGACUGGGUCCGGAAAGACGCUUGCUUAUCUUGUCCCGGUGAUCGAUGCCGUCAAACGGGCGGACCUGGCUGAGCAGGAAGAGCAAGCGCGGAAGGAGAAGGAAAAGGAGGAAGAGAAUGAGAGAAGAAAAAGAGAGCGGAUUUUUGAGCUCGAGCCCCCGCCGCUUUCGGAGAACCUCACCACGAAUGCAGGACGCCCUCGGGCGAUCAUUCUGCUCCCGACCUCGGAACUGGUGGCUCAGGUUGGCGCCAAAGUGAAGGCGUUCUCACACACGGUCAAGCUCCGUACUGGCCGCAUCUCCUCGGCGGAUUCGGCACGUAAGAUCCGCAACAUUGUGUUCAACCCGAAAGGGAUCGACAUCCUGGUCUCGACGCCGCACCUGCUGGCCUCGAUUGCGAAGACUGAUCCGUACGUGCUCAGUCGGGUGACACACCUCGUUGUCGAUGAAGCAGACUCGCUCUUGGACCGGUCAUUCUCACCGACGACCAUGGAGAUCAUCGACAAGGCCGCCCCAUCACUCGAGAAGCUCAUCCUCUGCUCGGCCACGAUCCCUCGCAGCAUGGAUUCGUUCCUUCGCAAGCGGUAUCCGGACAUCCGGCGCCUGGCGACGCCCAAUCUGCACGCGAUUCCCCGUCGAGUGCAGCUCGGCGUCGUGGACAUUGACAAAGACCCGUAUCGGGGCAACCGGAGCCUGGCCUGUGCCGAUGUGAUCUGGUCGCUGGGCAAGGCGGGCGACGGCGAAUCGCGGGGCCCGUUCGCGUCGUACAUGGGCCCGAACGAGAAGAAGAUCAUAGUGUUUGUCAACGAGCGAGAGGAAGCGGACGAGGUGGCCAAGUUCCUGUACGCGAAGGGGAUUGACGCCGUGUCGUUCAACCGGGACUCUGCGGACCGCCAGAAGGAGAUCCUGGCGCAGUUCACGGAGACCAAGCCACCGCCAACUCCGGAGGAGAUCAUGGAAGCACAGCGAAAGCGUCGACUGGAAGACUCGUCGAUCCCGUUCGAGAUGCCCGGGAAAGAGGCCAAGGAGACGGGGCCGACGAAGAGGCUGCCCAACACGAAGGUCCUGGUGACGACGGAUCUGGGGUCUCGAGGGAUCGACACGCUGCCCGUCAAAACGGUGAUCCUGUACCACGUGCCGCACACGACGAUCGACUUCAUCCACCGGCUGGGCCGGGUCGGGCGCAUGGGCAAGCGUGGACGCGGCAUCGUGCUGGUGGGCAAGAAGGACCGCAAGGACGUGGUCCGUGAGGUCCGCGACGCGAUGUACAGGGGGCAGGCAUUGAUCUAG
This is a messenger RNA of Rasamsonia emersonii CBS 393.64, 2277 nucleotides long. Its product is annotated as RNA helicase. The transcript has 3 exons. Bases 1 to 2277 code for a protein of 758 amino acids. Gene Ontology annotation, molecular function: nucleic acid binding; ATP binding. NCBI's taxonomy places the organism in Eukaryota, Fungi, Ascomycota, Eurotiomycetes, Eurotiales, Trichocomaceae. The record is from RefSeq and is a predicted model, not a curated record. Gene Ontology annotation, biological process: maturation of LSU-rRNA from tricistronic rRNA transcript (SSU-rRNA, 5.8S rRNA, LSU-rRNA). Gene Ontology annotation, cellular component: nucleolus.